Benincasa hispida (wax gourd) is the source of this 2583-nucleotide messenger RNA. RefSeq names its product DEK domain-containing chromatin associated protein. Gene Ontology annotation, cellular component: nucleus. Gene Ontology annotation, biological process: chromatin organization; regulation of double-strand break repair. Lineage: Eukaryota; Viridiplantae; Streptophyta; Magnoliopsida; Cucurbitales; Cucurbitaceae. The record is from RefSeq and is a predicted model, not a curated record. Gene Ontology annotation, molecular function: DNA binding; histone binding.
UAUUUUAUUACCCAAAAAAAAAAAAAAAACAAAUACGAAACGAAGCCGAAAAAACAAAAAAAUUGUCUACGGAGCUGAGAGAGCGACAGUAAGACAGUAGAACUCCGACGACUUUCUUCUGUUCGAUGCUUGAAUCCAUUAGAGAAGCUUUGAAAUUCAGUGAAGAUGUGCAAGUGAAAAGAUUGUGGCUUUCUGUAGAUUUAAAUUUGAGAUAAAUUGAUCAUGGGUGUAGAAGAUACAACAAAAAUUACCAUUGAGAAUACAAAAAAUGAAGCCAAAGGAGAAGAUUUAAAAUUAAACACAGUUGAGACUGUGGAAAAUGGAAACAAUAAAGAAGAUAAAAUGAAAAAUACUGUCGAGACCGUGGAAAAUGGAACCACUGAAGAUGAUAAAAUGACAAAUACCAUUGAGGCUGUGACAAAUGGGACCAGUGAACUGGAAAAAACCAACAAGGCUGUGGCUAAGGGGGAGGAAAAUGGAGUGAAGGAACCAGCAAUUGAGCAGGGUGCUGAUGUCGAGGCAGAGGUCACGAAAAUGGAAGAAGAACCUGAGAUCAAGGAAGAUGAGGGAAUCAAUGAAGAAAACGUGAAGGAUGAAAAGGAGGAAGCUAAAAUUCAGGCAAUGGAGGAAGAUGUGAAUCCAAAUGAUAAGAAUGAUGAAGAAAAUGUGUAUAUCAAAGACGAAGGCAAUAUGGAUCUCAAAGAUGAAGAGAAUGAGAAUGCCAAAGAUGGAGAAAUCAAGGAUGCCAAAGAUGAAGAAAUUGAAACUAAAGGUGAAACUGAGGAUGCCAAAGAUGAGGUAGAGAAGGUUGACAGCCAUAUGGAAGAGGAUGACAAGGAAUUGAAGGAUAAAGAUCCCAACGAAGAGAAAACAAAGAAAGGAAGAAAGAGAAAGGGUGCGGUUAAAUCAAAAGGAAACAACAAAGUGGAUGAAAAGGAGGAGGCAGAGAUAAGGACUCCCAUUAUUGAUCGCCCUGUACGUGAGCGCAAAUCAGUUGAAAGGUUGGUGGCAUCUAUAGAAAGAUAUGCUGUGAAGGAAUUCCACAUUGAAAAGGGCCGUGGUACUCCACUUAAAGAUAUACCCAAUGUGGCAUUCAAAUUAUCAAGGAAGAAGACUGAUGACAUCUUCAGGCUGCUUCAUACAAUUUUAUUUGGAAGGAGAGGAAAGGCAUUUCAGAUUAAGAGCAACAUAUCAAGGUUUUCAGGUUUUGUGUGGCAUGGAGAUGAGGAAAAACAAAAGAAUAAAGUCAAAGAAAAAUUUGACAAGUGUAAUAAAGAGAAAUUAUUGGAAUUGUGUGAUGUGCUAGAUAUUCCUGUUGUGAAGGCCACCACAAGGAAGGAAGAUAUUAUUGGCAAGCUCAUAGAAUUUUUAAUAGCUCCUCACGCUACAACUACUGUUCUCCUUGCAGAAAAAGAAAAGUUGAGCAAGGGUAAAAAGCGUAAACGGGCAGUAAAAGGAGGAAUAUCAACUCCUGGAGACAGUAGUUCAAGAAAUUCAGCAAAGAGUCGUAGAAAAAGGGGGAAGAGUGCAAGGUCUGAGAUGACAAAAAAUUUAAGUGAUGAAGAUGACGAGUCAGAAGAAGAGAAGGAAGCAGAAGAAGAAAAUGACAAGGAGAACGAGAAUGGAACCACAGAAAAAUCUGAUGAUGAACUGUCCGAGCAGCCAGAAAGUGAAGAUAUCAAUGACCCAACUGAUGAAUCUGAGGAAGAAAGACCCAGAGCAAGUUCAAAAAGUUCAUCAAAAAAGAGGGGAUCUGUAGGAAAAGCAAGAAGCAAGAAAGUUACAGGUUCCAAUAAAUCUGAUUCAGCAAAAUCUACAACAAAGAAGUCAUCAGCAAGUCGUGCUAAGGUUGAUGGCAGUGAUGCUAGUCCAAAGGUAUUCUCUAGGAAGAAGAAUAGCGAGAAAGAGAGCAAGGCCUUGACUCCACCAAAAUCUGCUGCCAAGGAGAAGCCUGGGAAGAAAAUUGUAAAAGGGAAGGAGAAGACCAAGGAGGAGAAAACAAGGCCAAGUGACGAUGAGCUCAGGGAAGCAAUAUGUGAAAUUCUUAAAGUUGUUGACUUUACUACGGCCACCUUCACUGACAUUCUGAAGCAGCUUGCUCGGCAAUUCAAGAUGGAUCUCACGACACAAAAGUCGUCGAUAAAACUUAUGAUCCAAGAGGAGCUCACGAAACUAGCAGACGAAGCAGAAGAGGAAGAUGGCGGUGAAGGUAGAGGCGAAGGCGAAGGUGAUGCCGAGAAGGAUGGUAAACAGGCAGCAGGAGGAGGAGGUCAAAAGGUGGAAACUUGAGUGAAGAGUUGGCCCUGGGAUUUGUCUAACAUAUAUGAAAGCCCUCAAAAUCAGUCUGUUGUAAAGGUGGUGGAUGUAAUUUAUUUGUUGGUAUCAUCAUGUUUUUACUACUAAUGAAAGGUUAGUGUUUUUAUUAGAAAAACAAGGGUAGUUGUUACUUAUAGGUGUUGCAAAUAUUGCAGCUUCUUUUUAUACUGACAUAUAAAAUCUGUUGGGAAUAAUAAUUCCAUGAAUAUAUAUAAUACUGACCAUUAAGGAAGGGCUUGCUUAGCCUUGAGGUUUUUAGGGCUUGUA